Gryllus bimaculatus (two-spotted cricket) is the source of this 3782-nucleotide messenger RNA. Lineage: Eukaryota; Metazoa; Arthropoda; Insecta; Orthoptera; Gryllidae. The record is from the annotation of a GenBank genome assembly.
AUGCGCGUCGCGGUCACGGGUGCUGGCUUCGCCGCGCCCAGCCACACCGCGCUGCGGCGCUCUCCGCUGGCGGCGCGCGGCUUUGUUGGCGCUCACUCUUUGUCACACGCGCGCCUGCGGACGGGCGGCGCACAGGGCCCUACUCGGAAACUCCAUUUCCCGCUAUUCGCCGCUCCCUCCCCACCGCGGCACUUCACCACGCGGCUGCGCCGCGCCACGGGGCGCCGCGCGCGCCACCUGUUACCCAACGUCGCCAUUUUAACCGUUCGCGGCGACGUAUGCGUAGUUCCAGGACCGCCCGCCGCCGUGCGCGCGGCGUUGUCAUCUCCUCGCUCGGCGCUGGUGGUGUGGCUGCCGCCCGCGCAGCCCAACGGCGUUCUGCUGCGCUACCACGUGUACCAGCGCGAGGUGCGGCGCGGGGACGGUGGCGGAGGCGGCGGGGGCGGCGGGUCGGAGCGCGAGCGCGAGCCCGCGCGCCACGCCGUCAACGCCUCCGCCACCGAGUUCGAGGCGCGGCCCCUCAGCGAGCAGGCCACUUACAUGUGGUGGGUGAGUGCGGAGACGCAGGUCGGCGAGGGACCCAGCUCCACCGUCGUGGACCUCACGCCCAGUGCCAGAGUUCCUCCUCCACCGCCUUCCCUUUCUGUCGUGGAUGCAGGCUCCACAAAUCUUACAAUCAGAUGGACUGUCACACGUCAAACGUCCGCGAGUGUGCUGAAGGGAUUUAUUCUAGCGUGGAGAGAAAUAACAGAUGACGAUUCUGUUGACUGGCACGAAGAACGCCUACCGAAACGAUCAACACAGCACGUAUUGGGACCUCUUCUAUGUGGAUCCGAGUAUGAGCUUGCUGCCGCGGCAAUUAAUCAGGUCGGGCGAGGAGAGCUGGGUCAUACCAUCCGCGCGCGCACCCGAGGCGGCCUGCCAGAAGCCCCGUCGCCUCGCCUGGCCAUCAGCGCCGCUCCUCGCUCCCUCACCGUCCAUCUCGAGCGGUGGAGGGACGCCCAUUGCCCCAUCUCCCACUUCGUUCUGGAGCGCACCACGGAGUCGGGAGCAGAUCGCCAUUGGACAACUGUGACCGAUCAUGCGCCUCCAGGAAGCAGCUACAUGCUGUCAGAGCUUUCUCCAGCUACUUUUUAUUGGAUUCGAGUUACUGCAUUUAACAACCGUGGAUCUGUUGUCACCGAAUUUAAAGUGUCCACACUCACUGUAAAAGGAGUGGACUCUGAUCCUGGCCCUGUGGAGCAACCUGUGCUGUCGGACUUGCGCGUGAGCCUGCCCAUCGCCGUGAGCGCUUUGGCUCUUGUGCUGACCCUGGUCACGGCCGCAGCGUGCCUCCGGCGAAAGCCAGUUUCUUGUCCAAGUACAGAAUUACCAGUCGCUUCUGAUGGGGGUAAUUUUCUUAACAAACCCGAUUAUUUUAGCGCCCUUCGCAAGAAACCUGAAAUUCCUCCCCCGCCCACCUGUGAGAAUUCUGGGAGGAUACCUGAAUAUGUGGAAGACAUUUAUCCAUAUGCGACUUUUCAAGCCCAAAAACCAGUUCCCCAAGUCUCAAGUCAACGAGGAUUUCAAACAUUCGUGUAUCAAGGUUCCGGACUUUUAGAUGUUGAUAGCUAUGCAUCCAGAGAGGAGCAGCCGGCAGAAUAUGCGCAUGCUACUGCAAUGCGAUCAGACACAGAAGAGUACGACUCCUUGGGGUCAGAUUCUGAUAGUCGAGUUGAUGAUAGAUCUACUCAAUUUCAUCCCACCUAUCAUCACAGCAACAUUCGACACAGUAUGAUUUACUUUCCAUCUUAAAUAAUUAUAUAGAUAUAAUGUGUCUCAUUCAAUCUAAUGGAUUGAAUUAAAAUGGAGUGCGAAUAAAAAUGAAAUAUUUCCAUCAUUGGCAAAAGAUGUUUUCAUAGCAUGUUUGUAUUGGCCAGUAAUUUAUCCAGUAUUCCUGUAAUAUUAUAUAAAACUGCUAUAAUACUGACUCCAAAUAAUUUUGCUCUGAAAUAAAUACACUUUAUAAUGAUGAAAUAAAUUUCUUCGCACUCCAUUCCUAUUCUAUUUAUCGAAUUUACUCAAUUGAUCGUAACGAAUUAAAAGACAUCGAGACAACGUAUAUUUGAAAGACUGAUUAAUUACUUUAUUAGAGUAAGCGGAUGUUUAUCAAAGUUAUUUAUAAAAUAUCUUUAAAAGUAAGUAUUUGGUUAAUCAAUGUGUUAUGUUAAUAAACAACUAAAUAUUCUUUAAUAAACUAUAUCUAGUUAUAUUUGUGACACGUUAAUUGAAAAUAAUUCUUAAGAUGUGCUAUCAUUUAUACUGCUCUAUGUACAAAAAAUUUUAAUUAAUUAUGUAAUGGCACUAACAUAAUUUCUUCCGUAAUAAAUGCUAAAUGACAAUUUUUAUAUAUCAAAUUUCUAAAUGUGGAGUGGCCUGAAAUAUUUAUCUAAAAAUAGUUAGUUUUAAUUAUUUUUCGUACUACUAACGGAAAUAUUGAUUGAAAGAUAAAUACUAUGCAAGUUUCUCUCAUACAUUUAUAAACUUUUGCGCUUCCAACUUGCUCAUUGAAAAAAAUUUGGCUUUGUGCAAUACACACUUUUUCCUUUUACUCAUUCUUCUGUUUUCUUGACUUGUGUUUUUGUACUCUAAAAUUGCAUGCAUGAUAAUGGCAAUAUUGGAAGAUGAAGUUCUUGGAAUGGACAUUGAAUUCUGAAAACUCUUUUAUCUCAUGAAUGUUUCACCUAUGAUACAGUGCACACUUUGAAUUGCUUUGAAUGCAUUCGAAAAUAACUAAGAAGUCUAUAAUCCUGAAAUAAUUCUUAUACACCCACUUUUAAAAUUGAAUUUUGUGGUAGAUUAAUGUCCCAAAGUAGCAUUUUUUCAAAUAAGUCCAUUAAAAUAAUAUCUGCCUAGGACUGUUAAAAAUAUAAGCACCAAAUGAAACAACGCAAACUUCUUCUAACAAAGACGGGGAGGCAAUUAGUUUUUUAAUACAAGAUAUUCAAGUAAAGUUUAUAUUGAAAUUUUGAAAUUAAGUACAUGUUUCUGUACAACAUUAAAUGUAGCUGUUUACUUUACUAUCUUGGUUUUUUGAUAUUACACAACUAUUCUUCGAUGUUUUUAAGCUGAUACAUUAAUAUAAAUUACUUCCACAAGAAUAUAAUUUCUGAAAACAUUAAAAUUUAAAAUACAUCGUUAUUAUAAAAAUACAAUAGAUGUAAGUAUGCAAAAAAUACACACAAAAUAUUCACACAAAAAGCUUUUUGAACUCUCUUUUCCACCGCUUUUGGCUCUACUAUGCUAUGCACCAAUUGGCAUACCAUUCUUCAGAAAAAAAAAAAUUUGACUUUGGUACAUAAAUAACAAUUUCUAUAUACAAUGAAAUCACCACCCUUUUAUUUCUAAUGCCAGAAUUGUGUUAUUUUUUAUGUCCCCAAUGCUCUUGUAACUUAUUGGCUGCAUUUUUGAUGGUGUUAUUGUUAUCGGUUAUGUGUUAAUGGCUAAUGAUGCAAGUCCAAUAAUUCAUUCAAUUAUUUUUAUUUUAAACAAAAUAAAGUUUAAAAGUUCAUAGAAAGUGUAUGGUGGGACAGAUAAUAUUUUUCAUGCUACAACAAUUAAAGAUUCUUUUCUUCUCAAGCAUUUAUCUUUCUGAACAAUUGAAUAAAAUAUAUUAAUAUAAAAAUGGAAUAAAAAUAGAAUGUGCCAAAGAAAAAAAAUUAUUAUGGAAAUUAUUAAUUACUUCAGUUAAAAGAAAAAUAAAACAGUGAAAUCAAAAUGAAAUAAAGAUUUGUGUAGUAAGC